CUGUGCUAUCCAGUGCUGCCAUGUCGGCGAAAGCCAUCUCAGAGCAGACAGGAAAAGAGUUCUUGUAUAAGUAUAUCUGCACCUCGGCGGCUGUGCAGAACCGCUUCCGCUAUGCCAGUGUAACCACGGAGACCGACUGGGACCAUCUCACACAGGAGCACCCAUGGCUGCUGACAGAGCGGCUAGUGGUGAAGCCAGAUCAGCUGAUCAAGCGGCGUGGGAAGCUCGGGCUGGUGGGCAUCAACCUGGACCUGCAGGGCGUCCAGGAGUGGCUCAAAGCCCGGCUCAUGAAAGAGACCAUGGUGGGGAAGGCAAAGGGCGUGCUGAAGAACUUCCUCAUUGAGCCAUUUGUUCCACAUGCACAGGAGGAGGAGUUUUAUGUGUGUAUCUAUGCCACACGAGAGGGCGACCAUGUGCUCUUCCACCAUGAGGGAGGAGUGGAGGUGGGUGACGUGGAUGCCAAGGCCCAGAGGCUGAUGGUCGCUGUGGAUGACAAGCUGAGUGAGGAUCAAGUCACAGAGCAGCUCCUCACACACGUCCCUGAUGAUAAGAAAGAUGUCCUGGCCAGUUUUAUUGUGGGUCUCUUCAACUUAUAUGAGGACCUCUACUUCACCUACCUUGAGAUCAACCCCCUCGUUGUCACCGUUGAUGGAGUGUACAUCCUUGACAUGGCCGCCAAGAUUGAUGCCACAGCAGAUUACAUCUGUAAGGCUAAAUGGGGUGAUGUGGAGUUUCCACCGCCUUUCGGCAGAGAGGCCUAUCCAGAGGAGGCCUACAUAGCAGAUCUGGAUGCAAAGAGUGGUGCCAGUCUAAAGCUGACCUUGCUGAACCCUCGUGGCAGGAUCUGGACCAUGGUGGCUGGAGGAGGGGCUUCAGUUGUCUAUAGUGACACCAUCUGUGACCUUGGCGGAGUGGAUGAGCUCGCAAACUAUGGCGAAUACUCUGGUGCUCCCAGUGAACAGCAGACCUAUGACUACGCAAAAACCAUCCUCUCUCUCAUGACACGUGAAAAACAUCCUCAAGGGAAAGUGCUGAUCAUUGGAGGAAGUAUUGCCAACUUUACCAAUGUAGCAGCCACAUUCAAGGGCAUUGUCAGGGCCAUCAAAGACUACCAAGGUCCUCUCAAGGAGCAUGAGGUCACUAUCUUUGUUCGACGUGGUGGACCCAACUACCAGGAGGGGCUGAGGGUGAUGGGGGAAGUAGGGAAGACCACAGGUAUUCCUAUCCAUGUGUUUGGUACUGAAACCCAUAUGACAGCCAUUGUUGGAAUGGCUCUGGGCCACCGACCAAUCCCUAAUCAGCCCCCGAUGGACGCACACACCGCCAACUUCCUCCUCAAUGCCAGCAACAGCGCAAUGACUCCAGCUGCCACAAGGACAGCUUCAUUCUCUGAAACCAGGACGUCUAAUGACGCCACCCCGGCGAAAAAGUCUAAAGCAGGUCUUCCGGCAGACUCUCUUCAUUCUAUACUGUGGCCUCUGAAGAAUGUGGUCACAGGUGAUUGGAAAGAAGCACAAGCCUCUUCAGGCUGCAGCGGAGCCAAAGCCACCACACUCUUCAGAAAACAAACCAAAGCCAUUGUCUGGGGCAUGCAGACACGUGCCGUGCAAGGCAUGCUGGACUUUGACUACGUGUGCUCCCGGGAGGAACCCUCUGUGGCAGCCAUGGUCUAUCCUUUCACUGGGGAUCACAAGCAGAAGUUCUAUUGGGGUCACAAAGAAAUCCUGCUGCCAGUCUAUAAAAACAUGGCCGACGCCACAAAGAAACACCCGGAGGUGGACGUCUUGAUCAGCUUUGCUUCACUGCGCUCAGCCUUUGACAGCACAGUAGAGGCCAUGCAGUACCCACAGAUUCACACGAUCGCCAUCAUAGCCGAGGGUAUCCCUGAAGCACAGACGAGGAAGAUGAUCAAGAUGGCUGAUGAGAAAGGUGUCACAAUCAUCGGCCCUGCCACGGUUGGUGGCAUCAAGCCCGGCUGUUUUAAGAUUGGCAACACAGGCGGUAUGCUGGACAACAUUCUGGCUUCCAAACUCUACCGUCCUGGCAGCGUGGCGUAUGUGUCACGCUCUGGGGGCAUGUCCAACGAGCUGAAUAACAUCAUCUCCCGCACCACAGACGGAGUCUAUGAGGGUGUGGCCAUUGGAGGAGACAGAUAUCCAGGCUCCACCUUCAUGGACCACGUGCUUCGCUACCAGGACACUCCAGGGAUCAAGAUGAUAGUGGUGCUGGGAGAGAUUGGAGGCACAGAGGAGUACAAGAUCUGUCAAGGCAUCAGAGAGGGCAGGAUAACCAAGCCUGUGGUGUGCUGGUGUAUUGGGACCUGUGCCACCAUGUUUGCUUCAGAGGUUCAGUUUGGCCACGCAGGGGCCUGCGCCAACCAGGCCUCAGAAACAGCGGUAGCCAAGAACCAGGCUCUGAGAUACGCUGGAGCUUAUGUACCCAAGAGCUUUGAUGAGCUGGGGGAUGUCAUCAGGACUGUUUAUGAUGAACUGGUGGCCAGUGGUACCAUCAUUCCUGCCCAGGAGGUUCCUCCCCCAACAGUACCAAUGGAUUACUCUUGGGCUAGGGAGCUGGGACUGAUCCGAAAGCCAGCCUCAUUCAUGACGAGCAUCUGCGACGAGCGAGGCCAGGAGCUCAUCUACGCUGGCAUGCCAAUCACUGAGGUCUUUAAAGAGGAGAUGGGUUUAGGAGGAGUGCUGGGCUUGCUCUGGUUCCAACGCAGGUUGCCGCGCUACGCCUGCCAGUUCAUUGAAAUGUGCCUGAUGGUGACUGCGGACCACGGGCCUGCUGUCUCUGGUGCACACAACACCAUUGUCUGUGCUCGUGCUGGCAAAGACCUUAUCUCCAGCCUCACCUCUGGCCUGCUCACCAUCGGAGACCGUUUUGGAGGCGCUCUGGAUGCAGCUGCGAAGCAGUUCAGCAAGGCAUUUGACAGCGGCAUGCUCCCCAUGGAGUUUGUCAACAAGAUGAAGAAGGAUGGGAAGCUGAUCAUGGGCAUUGGCCACAGGGUCAAAUCGAUCAACAACCCAGACAUGCGGGUGCAGAUUUUGAAGGACUUUGUUAAGCAGCAUUUCCCCUCCACCCAGCUACUUGACUACGCCCUUGACGUAGAGAAGAUCACCACCUCAAAGAAACCCAACCUGAUCCUCAAUGUAGACGGUUUUAUUGGUGUUUCCUUUGUGGACCUGCUCAGGACAUGUGGUGGCUUCACACGAGAUGAGGCGGAUGAGUUUGUGGAGAUCGGAGCACUAAAUGGGAUCUUUGUCCUCGGCCGGAGUAUGGGCUUUAUUGGCCAUUACCUGGACCAGAAGAGGCUGAAACAGGGUCUGUACCGGCACCCCUGGGACGACAUCUCCUAUGUGCUUCCUGAACAUAUGUCCAUGUAAUCCCCCCACAUCACUGAGUGGGACACAGUUCUUGAUGCGAUCCUUCUCACUUAACGUAUACGUAUGUACACUCCGGUUUUGACAACAGCUGCCUUUGGGGAAAAAAGGGCAGGAUGACUCUGGAAAAAAAAUACUGUCUGGCUGAGGGAUCUGGGUAGAAGUUUUCGAUCUAGUUUUUACGGAGAAAAAGGGGAAGUAUAUUUUUAGAUUUAGUUUUUGACAAAUUAUUUAAAAAGUCUGAGAUGCAACUUAUUCAGUUUUGAACAAAGAGCGAAACCAAUGCAAACAACAGAAGUUGCAGGAGCACAAAACCAAUUGGUACGUAAAAAUAAAUGUUAAGAAACCUUAACAUUAGCUUAACAAUGGUUGGUUCAAAGGCAGGAUUCAGAGUGCUAUUCAAUCCUGUGUGGAGUCUGACUGGUUAAACCGCAGUAAGAGCUGCUGAUGUGAAAUUUGUUCAAGCUCAGCAAUACAGUAAUGUCUUUUUUAUACUACUUAAAAAAAUUAACCAUAUUUAUUUUAAUCAGCCUUUGCCUGUUUAAUGCCACAGGAAAGUGUGCUUAGGCAUGCUCUGUGGUUUUCUAAGUAUUGCACCUUAGUUUAAACAACUAGAAAAUCUAGAUCUGAUUUCAGUUUUUAAAUUCCUCUUAAAGUUUCACUCCCACUUAUAAAGUCUUUGUCAUCACAAAAUAAACCAAAGUUAUUUCUGGGAAUCUGUUGUCUUUGUCAAAAGGAAAAAAACAGGGUCCGGUGGUAGACUAUUACAGAGCUUAUCUAGAUCUUAAUGUUUUGGGAAGGGGCAUCGUGAAGGCAUAAAGGAACUAAACAAACGUGAUGAUUUAACUGUUACUCCAUCAUUGCCUUUACUACAGCAACCCUUGUUUACAGCCCUGGUUGUAGACAAGUGGUUGCGAUUCAUCAGCUACUGUAAAUUAGGUGCAGUUUUGAGGUGUUUUAAGUCUUUAACACCAAAUACAAAAUUGAACUACCUGUGUUGAUAUUCUGAAAAACUGUGUCAGGAAAAGUAUGGAAGCAUUGAAAGGGGAGACAAACAAAAUGCUUCAUGAAUGAGCCCAGUGAGUCUUGAAAGCAUCCUUUGGCGAGGGACCAUGAAAGCAGUUUGCUUUAUUUGGGGAAAUGACUGCACAUAAUAUGGAUGUCAAAUAGUUCAUGAAAGACUUGACACCAACUCAAAAUGCUUUGUAACUGCCCACUGUUCGGCCUGCUGUGUUUGAUCUUUGUUUCGCUGUUUUUAUUUAACUGUGAAAAAAUGCUUUGUUUUUGUAAUAUGCUGUCAUAUAGUAGUAUAAUAAUAAAGAACUUAUUAUUUUA
Lates calcarifer (barramundi perch) is the source of this 4718-nucleotide messenger RNA. It is a transcript of the gene aclyb, whose product is annotated as ATP citrate lyase b. Gene Ontology annotation, cellular component: cytosol. The record is from RefSeq and is a predicted model, not a curated record. Gene Ontology annotation, molecular function: ATP citrate synthase activity. NCBI's taxonomy places the organism in Eukaryota, Metazoa, Chordata, Actinopteri, Centropomidae. Gene Ontology annotation, biological process: tricarboxylic acid cycle; fatty acid biosynthetic process; acetyl-CoA biosynthetic process.